GGUCAUGAUAUUCUCAUGGCUACAAUGCUUAAUGGAGCUGCAAUUAUGGAUGGAGCAUUACUUCUAAUUGCUGCUAAUGAGAGCUGUCCCCAACCUCAGACUUCUGAACAUUUAGCUGCUGUUGAAAUUAUGCGCCUCCAACACAUAAUAAUUCUACAAAAUAAGGUUGAUCUAGUUCAGGAAAAUGUUGCUAUUAACCAGCAUGAGGCAAUUCAGAAAUUUAUUCAGGGAACUGUUGCUGAUGGUGCCCCAGUAGUACCAAUCUCUGCUCAAUUGAAGUACAACAUCGAUGUUGUUGCUGAAUAUAUUGUGAAGAAAAUUCCCAUUCCUGUUAGGGAUUUCAUUUCACCGCCAAAUAUGAUAGUCAUCCGAUCAUUUGAUGUUAAUAAACCUGGUUUUGAAGUUGAUGAUAUCAGAGGUGGUGUCGCUGGUGGCAGUAUACUGAAGGGCGUGCUGAAGGUAAAUCAACUCAUUGAAGUUCGUCCUGGUAUUACAGUCAAGGAUGAGAGUGGCAACAUUAAGUGUACCCCAAUAUAUUCAAGAAUAGUGUCGUUGUUCACUGAGCAAAAUGAGCUACAAUUUGCUGUGCCCGGAGGCCUCAUUGGAGUUGGAACAACUAUGGAUCCAACACUGACUCGUGCUGAUCGAUUGGUGGGACAGGUUCUUGGGGAGGUUGGGUCACUUCCUGACGUAUUUGUCGAACUGGAGGUAAAUUUCUUCUUGCUCCGCCGUCUUGUAGGAGUGAGGACAAAGGAAUCUGAAAAGCAGGGUAAAGUCUCAAAGUUGGCCAAGGGAGAAAUCCUCAUGUUAAACAUAGGAUCUAUGUCAACAGGGGCUCGUGUUGUUGCUGUCAAGAACGUCUUUGCAAAACUGCAGUUGACAUCACCAGUGUGCACCAGCAAAGGUGAGAAGAUCGCUCUUAGCCGAAGAAUUGAGAAGCAUUGGCGUCUCAUCGGCUGGGGCCAAAUUCAAGCUGGAAUUACCCUUGAUGUCCCACCUUGCCCAAUCUGAGUGAACUACACACCAAUUGCUGAUUUACAGGGAAGAGAAACAGUCAAUCAACACGAUUUUGCGAUUUAGAUGUGGGAAGGCAGACAGUUGCUAGGAACUAUAAAAGAUUAUUUGAAAUUUCGAAUACUCUAUAUAAUUUGCAAUAUUACCUUUUACUUAUUUGUGACUUCUUUUUUCUUUUUCUUCUCUUUUAUUCCCCCCUUUCUAGUGGUUGUACUUUUGUAAUUCAUUAGUUGUUAAGGGUGGAUAUUAUUCCUUUGAGUUCAUCAGAAACAUUGAGGUUGCGGCA
Capsicum annuum is the source of this 1300-nucleotide messenger RNA. Its product is annotated as eukaryotic translation initiation factor 2 subunit gamma. Lineage: Eukaryota; Viridiplantae; Streptophyta; Magnoliopsida; Solanales; Solanaceae. Gene Ontology annotation, biological process: formation of translation preinitiation complex; positive regulation of translational fidelity. The record is from RefSeq and is a predicted model, not a curated record. Gene Ontology annotation, molecular function: tRNA binding; GTPase activity; translation initiation factor activity. Gene Ontology annotation, cellular component: eukaryotic translation initiation factor 2 complex; cytosol.